This is a messenger RNA of Corylus avellana, 645 nucleotides long. The record is from RefSeq and is a predicted model, not a curated record. Lineage: Eukaryota; Viridiplantae; Streptophyta; Magnoliopsida; Fagales; Betulaceae.
AUGGUCGAGUUCAAACGUCGGCAGAGGAAAAAGAAAGUGGAAACUCGAAACUACUGCAAAAACAGAGAGCCAUGCGAUGUGUUUAUAAACCACAGAGGAAGCGAUACGAAGAAAAACAUUGCCGGGUUGCUCUACGAUCACCUUUCAAGGCUGGGCAUUAAGCCAUUCAUGGACAGCCGAAACAUGAAGCCUGGGGACAAGUUGUCAGACGAGAUUGACGCCGCUAUCAGAAAUUGUAAGGUUGCUGUUGCACUCUUGUCGCGCAACUAUUGUGAGUCCCGCCAUUGUCUCCGUGAGCUCGCUCUUUUAAUGGAGUCCAACAAAAAAGUUUUACCCAUCUUCUGGGAUGUCAGUCCGUCCGAGCUUCGGGUUAACAACACUGGAUGCCAAUUUUCAGAUGAAGAACACCGGAGAUUUGAAAGGGCACUUGAACAAGUUAAAGAUACCAUUGGACUAACCUUUGACUCGUCCAAAGGGGAUUGGUCUGAAUUCUUAGAAGUUGCUUCGAAAGAAGUAAAGAAUUUGCUUGAGUAUUGGGCUGAAAAUAGAGGAGAUUAUGGGGUGAGCAAAAAUCGGGCUGGAAGCGAGGUGGGCCGUGAAGCAGUGUGGUUCAUGGUCAACCUGUGCGGUGGUGUGUGCAUUUAG